UUCUGACAAUGAAAUAAAGAAAAUUGAUCGUCACACAUUUGAUGGACUAUGUAGUUUAGAAAUGUUAUCAUUCAAUAGCAAUGAAACAAAAGUCCAACUUCGUGAUAUUUUUACUUUAAGAAAUUUAAAGUUUGUUGAAGUGUCCUGUGAAAAUUGCUGCCCCUUUCUUUGUUUGAAUAAUAGUAUGAUAUGUAACUGCAAUGGAGACCCGAGAAAGAAAUGCCCACGGAGGCUGUUGCAUAAAGAAAGUUAUCGUGUGUUUGUGUGGAUUACCGUUGUUCUCAUUUUUGUUGGCAAUAUUUUUGCUCUGAUAAUGAGGCUUCUUUUUGCCGAGUUACAUACAGUACAAAAUCUUUUUAUUUGCAAUUUAUGCUUGAGUGAUAUGUUGAUGGGAGUGCAUUUGGUUGGAAUAAUUUACAAAGAUCUUGCAACAGACGGUGAAUACCUUCUUCAUCAAUGUCUAUGGCCAAAGGAAACGACAUGUAAAGUUCUUGGAGCUAUCUCGAUUAUUUCAAGCGAGGUUUCGGUGUUUACACUAAUCUUUAUUGCAUACGACAGAUUUUUGUAUGUUGUUCAUGGUUUACAUCAUAAAAAGAUCCGAUACCGUACAGCAUUGGUACUUUUAUUGUUUACAUGGCUAAUAGCUGCUGCUGUUGGUGUUUUGUCUAUUUGUCUUCCUAAUUACAUACCCCAGUGUCAAGGAAGGAAACUUGAUUACCAGUAUUUCCGGAAGAAAUGUGUACCAGUGGAGUUCGAAGAAAAAAACACUGUUUUUUGGUAUUACAGUAUUGCAAUAUUUGGCGUUAUUAACCCUGCAGCAGCUGUGUGUCUGAUCAUCCUUUACAUGAGAAUAUUCUUUUCGUUUUACAUGACAUCAAGAGAUGCAGAAAAUCGAACUUACGACCAUCGCGUUAUGGCAAAAAGAUUGUCUAUAAUUGUUUUCACAGAUGUCUGCUGCUGGAUUCCCGUUUCAACACUUUUUUUUAUAGAUCACGAAAACAGUCAUCUUGUUUACAAAUUAUUUAUUUUUGUUGUGACCAUUAACUCGGCCAUCAAUCCGUUCCUCUAUACAUUAAGUGCUCCCACGUUUUGGAAUGUAGUGAAGAAAUUCUUUCUCAGAAUUUUCAAUAAAUGGAAGUAAUAAUGGUUGUGACAAAAUGCUAUGGAUUUAUGAAUAUACUUAAUUAUUAAGUUGUUUUCGUCAAUGGAAAUUCUUAUCAUGAAUUAAGCACAUUUCACUCCUCUAUUUUCAAGUAGAUCAGCUCGAUUUGACUGAUCUAACACUACAUAAUAAUCACAGUUAGUAAACUGCUAAAGUUUCAUAUAAUGUUGCACUUGUAGCUAAAUUAACAAUUAAAAUUUUAGGUGGAAUUUUGAACAACUGUGUAACUGUAUUGAUAUUCCUAUAGCCAUGGAUAAAUAAACUCAUGCGUGUAUUUCACAA
This is a messenger RNA of Xenia sp. Carnegie-2017, 1444 nucleotides long. RefSeq names its product relaxin receptor 1-like. Gene Ontology annotation, molecular function: G protein-coupled receptor activity. NCBI's taxonomy places the organism in Eukaryota, Metazoa, Cnidaria, Anthozoa, Malacalcyonacea, Xeniidae. Gene Ontology annotation, biological process: G protein-coupled receptor signaling pathway. The transcript has 4 exons. Bases 62 to 1141 code for a protein of 359 amino acids. The record is from RefSeq and is a predicted model, not a curated record. Gene Ontology annotation, cellular component: membrane.